Messenger RNA from Coccidioides immitis RS, 2069 nucleotides. Its product is annotated as sugar porter (SP) family MFS transporter. Gene Ontology annotation, biological process: carbohydrate transport; transmembrane transport. Gene Ontology annotation, molecular function: carbohydrate:proton symporter activity. The record is from RefSeq and is a predicted model, not a curated record. The transcript has 2 exons. The coding region runs from base 94 to 1713 and encodes 539 amino acids. Gene Ontology annotation, cellular component: membrane. NCBI's taxonomy places the organism in Eukaryota, Fungi, Ascomycota, Eurotiomycetes, Onygenales, Onygenaceae.
UCUUCUUCUCUUCUUCUCUUCUUCUCUUCUUCUCUUCUUCUCUUCUGCUUGCUUCACUUGCUUUGAAAAAGAUUUGAAAGAGAACCGCCCAGCAUGGCUGGAACCUCCGACGUGUCGCGUGUCGAGGCCCCGGUGACCCUGAAGGCGUAUCUGAUGUGCGCCUUCGCGGCCUUCGGUGGCAUCUUCUUUGGCUACGACUCCGGCUACAUCAACGGCGUGUUGGGCAUGGACUUCUUCAUCGAGGAGUUCACCGGCCUGCGCAAGUCCGACUUCUCCCCCGACGAGGUCAAGGACAAGUUCGUCGUUCCGUCCUGGCAGAAGUCCCUCAUCACCUCCAUCCUCUCCGCCGGAACCUUCUUCGGCGCCAUCAUCGCCGGUGACCUCGCCGACUUCUUCGGCCGCAGGACCACCAUCAUCAGCGGUUGCGCCGUCUUCAUCGUCGGCGUCGCUCUCCAGACCGCGUCCACCACCGUCGCCCUCCUCGUCGUCGGCCGCCUGGUCGCCGGCUUCGGUGUCGGUUUUGUCUCCGCCAUCAUCAUCCUCUACAUGUCCGAGAUCGCCCCCCGAAGGGUGCGCGGCGCCAUCGUCUCCGGCUACCAGUUCUGCAUCACCGUUGGGCUGCUCUUGGCCUCCUGCGUCGACUACGGAACCCAGGAGAGAACCGAUUCCGGCUCCUACCGCAUCCCGAUCGCCCUGCAGAUGCUCUGGGCUCUCAUCCUCGCCGUCGGCCUCUUCUUGCUCCCGGAAUCGCCCCGUUACUACGUCAAGAAAGGCGACGUCGAGCGUGCCAAGGCCGCCCUCGCCUCCGUCCGUGGUCAGCCGCUCGAUUCCGAAUUUAUCCAGCAGGAGCUUGCCGAGAUCGUCGCCAACCACGAGUACGAGCUGCAGGUCGUCCCCCAGGGCAGCUAUUGGGCAUCUUGGCUCAACUGCUUCCGUGGCUCGCUCUUCGAUCCCGCCAGCAACCUUCGUCGCACCAUCCUCGGUACCUCUCUCCAGAUGAUGCAGCAAUGGACCGGUGUCAACUUCAUUUUCUACUUCGGCACCACCUUCUUCCAGUCCCUCGGCACCAUCAGCAACCCGUUCUUGAUCGGCCUCAUCACGACCUUGGUCAAUGUCUGCUCUACCCCAAUCUCCUUCUGGGCAAUCGAGAGGAUCGGCCGUCGCCCCUUGCUCAUCUGGGGUGCUUGUGGCAUGUUCGUCUGUGAAUUCAUCGUCGCCAUCGUGGGUGUCACGGUUGGUGAAAGGCAGGAUGCCGUCAGGGCCAUGAUCGCAUUCAUCUGCAUCUACAUUUUCUUCUUUGCCAGCACGUGGGGUCCUGGUGCCUGGGUUGUCAUUGGCGAGAUCUUCCCGCUCCCUAUCCGUGCCAGAGGCGUUGGCCUUGCGACCGCAUCCAAUUGGCUCUGGAACUGCAUCAUCGCAGUCAUCACCCCGUACCUCGUCUAUUCCGACAAAGCCAACUUGGGUCCCAAGGUCUUCUUCCUCUGGGGCUCUCUCUGCGUCAUGUGUUUCAUCUACGCAUACCUCCUCGUCCCUGAAACAAAGGGUCUCACUCUCGAACAAGUGGAUAAGAUGCUCGAAGAGACUACCCCUCGUACUUCAGCGAAAUGGAAGCCGCAUACAACAUUUGCUUCGGAGAUGGGGCUUACGGAGAAGGCCACCCUUGAAGAAGCUGUUGCCAUCGAAGUUAGUCCAGAUCACAAAGAGACGGUUUAAGCAGAUCUCUCUAAUUGCCUCGUCUAACUGAGUACUUGAGUACUCAUCUCUUCUCGUCCUUUUUUUUUCUUUCUUUUCUUUUCCUUUUUUUUUUUUUUUGCUUCACGAUAAUUCGAGCUUUUGAGUGGCGUUGUUUUUUUCCCAGCACAGGGGUUAUGGAGUUUGCUUUCUGUUAAUAUGGAUGGGCAUGUGGAUAAAAAAGGUAUGAGGGCAUAAUACCCGGAGGGAUGUGUUUUAAUUUGUGUGUCUGUGUGUUUGUGUUUAUUUAACGAGAGUUGUCUGCAAAUACGGCAUCAGUCCAACGGCAGAUAAUGCCAGGUUUUAAAGUACUGCAACGAUGAGUUUCACCAGUUAAC